Paraphaeosphaeria sporulosa is the source of this 2082-nucleotide messenger RNA. RefSeq names its product cytochrome P450. Gene Ontology annotation, molecular function: heme binding; steroid hydroxylase activity; oxidoreductase activity, acting on paired donors, with incorporation or reduction of molecular oxygen. The record is from RefSeq and is a predicted model, not a curated record. Lineage: Eukaryota; Fungi; Ascomycota; Dothideomycetes; Pleosporales; Didymosphaeriaceae. The transcript has a single exon. The coding region runs from base 442 to 2082 and encodes 546 amino acids.
UGAUAGUGAUGGCCACUGAGGAAGUCCGGGGUAUUUAAGCGCGAGAAAAUCGUGGGGUGCGGGGAGCGGUGACGGCGGCGGCUUAUGGUGGUGAUCGGAUCGUCCAGCCCAGCCACAGCCGUUCGGCAAUUGACUCGAUUGCCGACGCCUGCAGCGCGUGUUUCAAAGCCCGACGCGGCGAUCGCCCUUUGUCUCGUUUACACUUUCAGGUGAGUACAGCAUCGAAGCAAUUGCGAGUUGACGUACCAGUUCGUGCAUUCUCGUCGCACAGAACGUGUCCCAAUGAUAUCACACAGAUGGAGAGCGCAACGUUUCAUUACGUCAUACAUGCGAUAGGUGCCUGCCAUAUCGGAUUCUUCAUGGAGCCUGUGUAUCCGUUCACUUAUCGCAAAACAGCAAAUCUGAUCAGUUGACCUCCUCGAAUCACAGAUACAUACGGACAUGGACGGUCCUACUUUGCUGCCUGCAAUUCGUACACUGGCUGUUGGUUUGCUGGUACCUUUAGGUCUUAUCUGCACAUUCACGUACUGCACAACGCUCUACCGCUAUCACUGCGAUGUCCGCAGGGAACCGGAUGGUGAAGGGGAGUAUCCAACCGCCCGGAGUCCACCACUGAUACCGUACGCUAUCCCAAAGCUUGGUUCCACCAUCGGCUUCAGUAAUCAGACAGUCGGGAAAUUCUGGACUUGGCUCAGGGUUCAAGCAGAGCGCUACGGCCAGGGCGCCUUCUCCAUCGUACUUGCCGGACAGCGAACACACCUUAUCUAUUCCGAAGAUGGUCUCGCCGCGGUGUUUAGAAGCCGACAUCUUUCGCGUGCAGUGCUGGACCGACAGCUUGCCGUGAACGUGCUCGGCAUGUCAAAAGAAGAUUCUUUCAAAGCGUUCCCGGAUCGCACGAAUGAGAAAGAGAAGAUAACAACCGAACGACUCCAUUCAGACCACUUGCUGAGCUCUGCUGCGGUGAACACACUGACUGAAAAGUUUAUAGAAACAUUCCAGGCGCAGCUUGACGCGGACGCCAGUCUCACAGAUGGCCUGGACAUCAAUCUGUAUGAUUGGCUGUGGCAGCUUGUCUUUCGUGCUUCGACAACAGCACUUUGUGGAAGUACACUGCUUGAGAUGUACCCCGAUUUCGAUGUAGAUUAUCGUAUUUGGGAAGACAACCUGCUGGGCCUCCUCUUUGGUACACCGCGACUGUUCGCACGACAGGCGUACCGUGCUCGGGAUGCAUGCGUGGAGAAGAUGGAGAGGUGGUUGCAAGCGGGAUACCAACACCCCGUGAGAGAAGGGGAAGACCCCUCCUGGACACCCGACACCGGCGCUCGGAUUAUGCAUCGACGGCACGACCUCUACAAGCAGCGUGAGCUGAGUAUACACAGCCAGGCUGGAUGGGAUCUCAUUUUUCUGGCUGGCAUCUUGUCCAAUGCCACCCCGGCCGCUGGCUGGCUGCUGCUACAUAUACUUUCGCCCACAAGUGCACCCGACUUCCGCCAACGUAUUAUGCAGGAGUUGGAGUCGUGUAAGCGUUCCGAUGGUUACAUUGACAUCCCGGCUUUGACCCGGUUGCCGCUCCUUAAUUCCGCCUUCCACGAAGUGCUCCGGCUAUACGUCGAUCUGCUUGUCGUGCGGCAGGUUGACAGUUCGGUAGCACUCGGGACACACCACGUGAGGAAAGGCGAGCAGAUCAUGGCGCCUACCUGGAUGACUCAUCGGAAUCCAGUGUUCUUUGCUCGGCCCGAAGUUUUCAACCCGGAGCGCUUUACGACGACAAACUCGGUGACAGGAGAAUUAAGCUACAGCGCAACAGGCCUGGGUACCAACUACUUCCCUUUUGGAGGCGGCCACUACAUGUGCCCUGGGAGAGUUUUCGCCAAACAAGAAGUCCUUGGCAUUAUUGCGGUGCUGUUACUCAAUUUCGACAUUACGUUCACAAGAUUCAUGAAGCACACAAAGGGGGGGCUGACUGAAGGGGGCACAGAUGACUUUCCAACAAUCAAACCUGGCUUCGCUGGCAACCAGGUAGUCGGCAUCCAAGGUGACAUGCGGGUUCGCAUUAUCAGACGCCCGUUAGUGACAGGGUAA